Sesamum indicum (sesame) is the source of this 570-nucleotide messenger RNA. NCBI's taxonomy places the organism in Eukaryota, Viridiplantae, Streptophyta, Magnoliopsida, Lamiales, Pedaliaceae. The record is from RefSeq and is a predicted model, not a curated record.
AUGGAAAGAGUUUGUGCAAUUUUCAUACUUUGUUCAUUGCUUAUAGCAGGCUCAUAUGCCAGCACUUCCAAAGAUAUCCUGGAAGCUGAAAAAUGGUUCAGAAACCUCUCUCAAAGAAGGGAAAAGGUAGCCAAACUUCGUUUCUACAUCCAGGACGUACUAGGCGGCCCGAACGCCACCAUAUGGGAGGUCGCUCGAUCCAACGUCACUUCUCUUUCGCAUACGAUGUUUGGCCAAAUCAGGGUCCUGGAUAACCUGAUAACCGCUGAGCCCGAUCGCAAUUCAGAGAAACUGGGCCGGGCGCAGGGGCUCGUAACUUCGGCAGACUUGCGUGAAUCGGCACUGGCUAUGAAUCUCAACUUUGUGUUUACGGCAGGCAGGUACAAUGGGAGUACACUCUGUAUUCUGGGUAGGAAUCCGAUCGAUACCAUGAACCGGGAGCUGCCUGUUGUUGGUGGGACUGGAGUUUUCCGGAUGGCUCGUGGGUUUUCCAUUUCGAACACUUACUCUUAUGAUCCUGUGGAGAAUUACGGUGUUUUAGAGUAUACUGUUUAUGUUUCCUAUGUGUAG